Molecule: messenger RNA, 309 nt
Organism: Mesorhabditis spiculigera
Lineage: Eukaryota; Metazoa; Nematoda; Chromadorea; Rhabditida; Rhabditidae
Source: the annotation of a GenBank genome assembly
AUGCUACCAGAACGCCCUUCGGUCGAGGAUCGGAUAGCCCUUGUCAAAGGUUGCUUCCUUCCGCUAUUGGUCUUCAAGGUGGCUGCUCGUACAGCACUGAACACACGUGAAUCUGACGAGGUGCUAUGCAUGUGCAAUUUCUCCUACAUUCCGCGGGACGUCGGCAAGCUGUACAACGAUUGCUACCACUGGAACAAUGGGCUUGUGGAUCGUGUGCUGGACGAUCUCGUGCAUCCAUAUCGAGUAUGGGGUCUCCGUGAAGAGGGAGGUCGUCUGUCUGUCUGCUAUUCUCGCGAUAAACCCUCUUUA